Messenger RNA from Alosa sapidissima (American shad), 4111 nucleotides. RefSeq lists its product as uncharacterized. The transcript is spliced from 18 exons. The record is from RefSeq and is a predicted model, not a curated record. Bases 321 to 3869 code for a protein of 1182 amino acids. Lineage: Eukaryota; Metazoa; Chordata; Actinopteri; Clupeiformes; Clupeidae.
UGGAAAAAACGGGCGCGAGUAGCUAGGAGGCGUAGACUAGUUGGCUUUGUUUGUAUUCAUAAACGGAAGAUAUUAGAUAUAAAUAUAUUUCACUUAAGUGGAUGUUUGUUUUUAGUGGUGACUAAACCUUUGGUCUGAACGUUAAUGGAUGUGUUACUAAUGUGGAAUUUUACUGUACAUAUUAUUUGUAGCGAUAACAAAAUGUAUAGCUAACCUAAGGAGCAGUCUAACGUUAACGUUAUGUGCUAAUUCGGAAAUGGCGGGCAGCUAAAAGCUAUCUUAAUUGAGUUUGGUUAGCUGGUAGGAAACUUUUUCCAACAAUGGAAAGCAAAACGUCACACUUGAUCAAAGGCAGGAAGAAGCUGAGAUACUUCACAGACGACGAAAGGGCGCUUCCAAGGAUACAGGAUGUAUUUUCAGUAGGUGACAUCGAUGCUUUUUUGGAUUGUACAUCUAAAACCAAACUGGAUAGUGGGUUUCCAUCCCCCUUACUACCAGAGGAAGAGGCACCACAGGAAGAAGAAUGUGUUGCCCUUCCAACAGAAGAAAAAAACAUAGGGGAAGCUGGGUUAACGGGUAAAGAGUGUCCAUUUAAAGAUAGUGCCCCAUUAAAGACUUCCAGCCCCAUCAUUGUGGCGUCGAGUAUCCAUGAGGAUGAAGUUGAAGCAAAGCUUUUGGCAUCGGCCUUGCUCUUUCCCUACGACAAUGAGGAUCCCAUCGAAGGCAACAUGGACAAGCCCCUUUCUAUCCUGACAGGGGACCUAGCCAGGGAGGCCUCACUUCAUGAGACGCUCAUUCUGACCCCACCAAAGAGAUUUACACUGGGUGUUAAAACACAGCAAGGAGACAGGUCCCCAACACUCACCCCACCGACCACCAGAAGCCAUGUGAAUCUUGAGGAAAAGAAUUUGCCUGGUGCACUGGAAAAUCACACUCUGACAGAGAUGCAAAUGAAUGAGGAGCAGGGCUCCUCGGUGUCACCUGUGGUUUCGACUCAGACUGCUGUUAUUAAGGAGCCGGACUCCAGCCUGAAGGCAUUUAGCGUGGCCGACGAUAGAUCUUUCCAGAAGAAACUCAGAGAGUUCUUGAUGCCAAGGAAUAUAGAGAGUGCCAGGGUGCCGACACCCGCCAGGGCCCCGUCACCGCAGGAGCUGGACGAGGACUUCUUUAUCCUUGAGGAUGACGCUCCGCUGCUCUUCAGCCUCAAGCCGAAGACUCCGAGCCAGACCAGCCGUCCAGCCAGGCAGCCCAGCAAGAAGGCCGAGGUCCAGGCUGAAACGGGGAGCGACGCUGCAGAUGGAGCUCUGUUUGGAACGGAGAAUGAGCCUGGAGCUGGGGGUAAGGCAGCAGGGGCAGCUCCCACAUCAGAACCCCCAGCCAAAGCUUCCGCUGUCCAGAAGAAGAGGGGCAAGCAGAGCAAACAGACUGCAUUGAGGGCAGCGCCUGAAGAAGGAGGAUCUUUCGAGGGGCUCUGCGAGGUCGGAGGUCGCACAGCCAAGGGAGUUCCAGCGGAGGCUUCAUCCAAAGCACCGGCUGCUCUGAGGAAGACAGGCAAGCAGAGAGAGAGACAAAUAGCUGCAGCAUUAGCUACUGCUGCAGAGCCUCUCACAGCAGUGGAUGCUGGUGCUGAUGCUGAUGCUGACAUGGCAUCCAAAAGGCCUGAGAGAAGACCAGCAAAGCCCAUAUCAGAAGCCCAAAGUCCUGCAGCUGCUGAGGAUGAUCAUGGAGACUAUGGUAAUAGUCCAUCCCCGUCACCCUUAAUGGAGGUGCCACAACAGACAGUUACAAAGACAGCCAGUAAGAGGGCUCUUAAUCAGGAAAAGCCUUUCCUGAGCAAAAAGAGGAAACUAUGCCGGACAUCAGAGAUGUAUGCGGUCAGUCACUCUCCAGAGCUGAAAUCGGACACAAAAACAAGCAAAGCUGCGUCCACGGGACUGGAAAACACAGCCAAAUCUCCCUCCGCCGCACCUGCAGCUGUGUCGCUGAAGAGCCAGAAGGCACAAAGUAAAAAGAAGAAAGAGAAAGAGAGCAAUGUGACACAGAAGAAGAAGAGACCAACUCCGGUGCUGUCUGAGGAAGUGAAAGGAGACACAGACCAGGCCCUCACACAGCCCCACUCUCCUCACAGAGGAGAUGAGACCGACGCCACAGGUUAUUCUAAGCCUGGACGGCAAGACCCUUCGCAGGACCUUAGCGGCUGCUCUACUGUGGGCAGACGCAGGAGGAACAGGCCCGGAAACUGGUGGGCAGUCAACCCAGAGACGCAGGAUGAGAACGACAUCAGUCCUCCGAAGAGGCCUAAAAACGGCAAAAGGAAAGAUGGGAAGAUGCCGAAGAAAACAGGAAGGCAGCAGAAGAAGGAGGCCGCUGCAUCCCUCGAGCAAGUCUCCGCUGAUGUCAUAGAGAAGGGAACAAGAACAACAGCCAAGUCGCCUCGACAGCAAACGGACGGGAAGGCAACUCUGAAAUCUAGACAGAGAAAGGUCAAAGGUGAAGGCCGGGCUGACCAGAAGAGGCCCCAGACUGGUAAAGGCAGACGGAAGAGGCCACAGGAAGAGGCUAUGUCUGCUCCACCCAAUCAACUCGAGGAGGAGGAGGAGGAGGCCGCAGCUGGACUAGAGUCUGACCAAGCUGGAUCAGAGCUACAGGUCAAUAUGUUAUCAGACGCUCCUGCUGAGCCAGUACAGAGCUUGCAUGUCAGCAAAACCGUUAGCCGAGCCGAUGCUCCCCAGCCGCAGGGGAGAAUGGGAGGGAGACAGCGGGGGAGACUCCCCGGCAAAUGGUGGGAAAGCCAGCAGCAGCCUCAGCCAGAGCCAGAGGCGGACAUUGUCCCGUCGCCGUCACCGCCACACCCACACCCAGAGCCCAGGGCCCGAGUGCCCACCCCUGGCAUGCCAGCGGCAGAGCUCCACCUCAGCCGGCAAAGGGUCACGAAGCUUGGCAGCGGCUCUCGGAAGCCCCGCAACCAACUUGCGAAGAAGCCGCUGGCGCGACACGCGGGGACGCCUAAAACUCUCAAAGGUUCCAUGGCAUCCUUCGGCGCCUUAUACUCGGCGGGCAAGUCUCACGGCAGGAACGCGGUCGUGCAGAAAGUGCGCAAGAACUUGCUGAAUUCUCUGGAGGACAGUAGUAACAGGUCGAAUGACCACACGUCCAUGGACGCCAGCAGCCAAGAUCGGCUGAACUCUGAUGAUGGACACCAGGAAGUGUGCGUCCAAGUUUCGAACUCUGUUGGCCUCGAGUCGGUCGUUCGACUGAAGAGUGGAGACGUGCUUCCUGCUUCAGACUGGCCCUCACAAAAUCUCGGUGUUCCUGGUUUAAAAAGCGGACCUUCCUCAAUGAUUCAACUACAGGAGGAGGAGGAGGAUGAGGAAGACCGAAACAUGUCGUUGACCUUGCUGGUCCCAAUGGCUCUGUCGGAGGGAGACAUCUGUGGGCCUCUGCUCCGACCUUUAACCCUAAGUCCCGACGACUGGAAGAACCUCACCUACUGGCUCAGAGAAGUGUGGAGGACCAACGUCAAAUAUAACGGUCAACUCAUCACAGCCGACCACUUCCACUGGUACACGCACGAGGGCAGGGCACUGGGCCACAAGUUCGACCUGGUGUGCAACUCCUACGCCAACGGCAAGAUCCUGCUGGGCUCCUACAUGCACAAGCCGGCCCAGGUGGACCAGCACACGACCACAGUUUUUAAUGUAUAUACAAGUUCUGUGCGCGUCCAAAUCAACGAUCUCAAGUCUGAUUACAUUCCCGGGCAAGCAUUCGUAGUCCCUCGAGGGCAGUCGUACAGCAUCCGUAACCUGACUCCAGUGCCCGCCAUUCUCUGGUAUCAUCGGAUGUUUGCAAAUAUAACGGAGGACUCUUAAACCAGAGCCAUCACUUGUACAGGAUACAGACUGUUGUAAAGUUGGUCUUUAAUAUUUUACCCUCAAAACCUUCUAAUUUAAAGCUUGUCAAAGUUGUCAAGUAUCACAGCUUUUGUGUCGAAGGUUGUAGAUUCUUAAUAAUAGAAUGAGCUUUAAGCUUUUUUGUCUGUUUUAGCCGUGAAAAUUAUAUCUCUGAGAGAGGUCUUGUGCUCAAUAAAAAAGAAUGUGUUUUUAUAUUUGUA